AUGGCUGCAUCACCAGAAUUAACAUUAUUAAAUCUUGGAAACUACUUUAUUGAUGAGGAUGUUGGUCAAACUGGAGAUACUGUUUCCUCUCUAUGUGAAGCUGCACUAAUGCUUACAAUAACAGGUAGUGAGAAUAACUUGAUUAAUCUGAUUGCCUUACUGCAUGAUGUAUUGGUAUUCAAAGCAGAAGAAAAGAAGGAUUCUGAUGAGUUUGAUAAUGCUGUAAAAGAACUAGAAUCAAAGAUGGAAAAAUGGGACCAAUCCCUUUUUGGUGAAUUACCUCACUUGCCCUGUUAUGCUGCUGCAAAGGAACAAUUUCAAUGGUUUAUUAUUAGAAGGGAUCUAACAGCAUAUUGUAUAUCUCCUCGAUAUAAUCUUUCUCUUCUACUUCAUCGAGUUUUG
Messenger RNA from Paraglomus brasilianum, 402 nucleotides. The record is from the annotation of a GenBank genome assembly. Lineage: Eukaryota; Fungi; Glomeromycota; Glomeromycetes; Paraglomerales; Paraglomeraceae.